Messenger RNA from Cylindrotheca closterium, 972 nucleotides. NCBI's taxonomy places the organism in Eukaryota, Bacillariophyta, Bacillariophyceae, Bacillariales, Bacillariaceae. The record is from the annotation of a GenBank genome assembly.
AUGGCUACCACACGAAGAUCCAAAAGGAUCGAAUCCAAAAGCGCACGUGAGGAGCAUGUAGAGGUGGAAAAUGUUGUGACUGCUACUACGAACGAAGACGACGAUGAUGACGACGAUGAAGCUCCAGAAGAAGUAUCGACUCCCGAACCGGGCAAGAAUAGCAAAAAGAAGCAAACUGCCAAGGCACGAAAACAGCAAAAGAAGGAAGCGAUGAAAUCCAAGGCUACUGGUGUCGGUCUCAAGAUUUCCAUUGAGGCCGCCGCAACAAAAAACAAGAAAAUUGUAUUUGGUGACGAUGAGGAUGUGGAAGAUGAACCAGUAGAGGAAGAAGGUGAACCUGAGAAUGAUGAUAACGAGGAAGAGAGUGACGACGAUGAUGAUGACGCUAUCGAAGAAGUGACAGGUUCCAAGGCACGAGAAGAUAUUCUGGAACAAUUGAAUGUGGAAGAAAAGUUGGCAACGAAAUCGAAAAAGAAGCGCAAAAAGCGAGAACGAAAGCAAGUUGAAGACGAAGAGGGUGAAAGUGACGACGAGUUUGACGAAGCCUUCUUUGCAGAACUGGAAGCGGCAAAGGCAGAAGAGCAAAGAGAACUGGCAAAGACCAAACGAAAGGGAAAGCAUACUACCUUUGUUGUAUCUCACGACGAGGACGACAUGGACGAUACUCCCAGAGAGGUGGAUGACAAUAUACAAGUAGUCGUGCUCAAGAAUCCACUACAGGAUUCUACGGCAAAUGCCAUUGCUGCUGUCCCUACCAACAAACUAUCCCAGCAAGCCACCAUGUUUUCUCGAGGUUCCCUUGACAAUGGAUCCGACGGAGUGGCGCGCGGUGCCACUGGCAAGAAGCGAAAGUGGCAAGUGGACAACACGUGGAAGCGAUCGAAGAAAAUGAAGAAUAUGGUCCGAGUGAAUCGUGGGGGCAGAGGCGGCAAAAACAAGAGCUUGGCUCCCACUAUUUUUGUCACGAAGUGA